AUGAAGCUGACAGCGGAGGAGGCUUGGACGUACUGGAAUGAGAGGAUGAAGGCCCCCAGGUACAUCCUAGCCCCCAUGGUGAAUGCAAGCGACCUCCCCUACCGGCUGCUAUGUCGGCGAUACGGGGUGGACGCUGCUUAUACGCCUAUGCUGCAUUCCCGGUUACUCACGGAGGAUCGUAAUUACCGGCCGAAGUUUCACCCGGAGCUGAUCUGCCUGCCGCCGGCUCCAACCGUCAACGAAGAAGGUCAUUUUGUACUUCCGGAGUCGUGGGAUCAGGAGGCGUCCACGACCGUGUCCCUGGAGCACCGUACCUCCUCGGCUAGACCGGUGUCUCCCUACUCAAAAGAAAAUACAAUUGCUCAACUAUGUGGUCACGAUCCUGCGACUGUGGUGGCGGCUGGCAAGCUGUUGGAAGACCGAGUAGCAGCCAUAGAUUUGAACUGUGGCUGUCCUCAGGGCAUCGCCCGUCGAGGUCAAUACGGUUCGUUUUUGCUUAGUCAGCCGGAGACCAUUAUCAAGGUGGUUUCAGCGAUGGUCAAUGAACUACGUUGUCCAGUUACCGUGAAGAUCCGAGUUGCAGAUCCCGAGCCCGGGCCCGAGCCCGAGGAUGAGUCAGAAGAUUUGAUGAAUGAACCGAUGGACCUAAUCAAUGAGUUAAAGCACCCCAACAAUGGACUAAAGGACCUGACCAAGGACGCCAAUAAGGACCUCCGGACCAGAACCGACAACCCGACCAAGGACGCUAGCCCGAUCGGUGAGGUAAAGGACCGGCGCAAUAAUGAUAUAUCUGCGAUAGUUGUCGAUGAGAGCUGCGCCUCGCGGCCUGGGAAGAGGGGAUUGGAACCUUCAAGCGCCAGCGGGUUAUCUUCAGCCGAGUUGGUUGAAGGUGAAAAGGAGGUGGAAGCGGUGGUAGACGAGACAGGUUUUUCUUUAUCGCAGUACCCCAAGACGGUGGACCUGGUGAAGCGACUAGAGGCCCUGGGCGUGCUGGCGAUCGCUGUGCAUGGACGGACGCCGCAGAACAAGGGCCACGCGAUCCGCGGUGCGGAUUGGGUCCUUAUCCGAGAGCUUGUGGGCAUCACCAGGAUCCCCAUCAUCGCCAACGGGUCUGUAUGUAGCUUGACGACGGCAGACGCAUGUCUACGGUUCACUGGCGCCGCCGCCGUCAUGAGCGGCGAAGCCUUGCUCGAGGACCCCUCCGUCUUUUGUCCGCAGGGACGCAAGGACGUCGACGACCUAAUGCUGGAGCUUAUUUACCUCAACAAAUUCGUGACUCAAUAUGCCACACAUGCUAAACCCUUCGAAUCCAAAAGCGGAAAGCAGUCUGGAGGUGACAAGACGUCCGGAAAGCAGUCUGGAGGUGACAAGACGUCCGGAGAUAUUAAGGCGCUCAAGUCGCAUUUGUUUAGCUGUCUCUACACUGGCUUCCAACAGCACCACGACCUCCGAGACGCUUUGGCCAAGGCCCACACCUUAGACGAAAUGCAGAAGGUCGUUGUGGAAUUGAAACACACUCGACAGGGUCAGUACAAGCUGGGGUACUAUCGACGACACCGGAAACUUACGGACUCGACCACUCAUCGAAAAAAGGCCCGCAAAGGGUCCACAGCUAGUGACGGGAAGCAGCCAACGUGA
Molecule: messenger RNA, 1638 nt
Organism: Gregarina niphandrodes
Lineage: Eukaryota; Apicomplexa; Conoidasida; Eugregarinorida; Gregarinidae
Product: dihydrouridine synthase
Exons: 1
Coding region: 1-1638 (545 amino acids)
Biological process (GO): tRNA processing
Molecular function (GO): flavin adenine dinucleotide binding; tRNA dihydrouridine synthase activity
Source: RefSeq, a predicted model, not a curated record